AUAUAAUUCAUUCUAACGAAACAAUCUAUUAUUAUUAUUAUUAUUAUUAUUUAUUUAUUUAUUUAUUUAUUAAAAAAAAAUGUCCAUGGAUAUUGUGGAUUUAAAACCUUCUUUAUUAGAGGAUUUAAAGAAACUUUACAAGAAUCUUGAGAAAGAUAAUAACAAUGAUUAUAAUGUUACAAUUAAAGUUGAACAAAAAAGUUUUAGAGCUCAUUCAGUAAUAUUAAAACUUAGAUCUGGAUAUUUUCGUAAUCUAAUAAAUAAUGAGAUUAGAAGAAUGGCGAAUAUGUUUAAUAGAAGAAUUACUUUAGAAAUUUCUGAUAUAAAUUCAGAAGUAUUCGCAUCAUGUUUAAAAUAUAUUUAUACUGGGGAAUUUUCAUUACAAGAAGAUAAUGAUUUUUUAUUUGAUUUAUUCAUCGCGGCCGAAACAUUAAAACUUAUUGAUAUGGUCGAUUAUCUUCAAAAUUAUUUUAUUCAAAAUAAAACUAAAUGGAUCGAAAUUAAUUUAAUUCGAGUUUAUCAAGUUUCUUUAAAUAGUAUAAGUUUCAAUGAAUUACAAGUUCAUUGUAAACAAAUUAUUGACCGAGAUCCUAAAUUUAUAUUUCUUUCAGAUUCAUUUCCUACUUUAAAACGUUCAAUUUUAUUGGAUUUAAUUAAACGUAAUGAUGAAUUUCUUACUGAAAUUAAAAUAUGGCGUCAUUUAACCAAUUGGGUACAUGAACAAGAACCUCCUAUUAAUAGAGACACUCAAAAUUGGAGUCCAUCUAAUAUAAUCGAUUUUGAAGAACGAAUAAGAGAUUUUAUUCCACAUAUUAGAUUUUUUACAAUAUCUUCAGAUAAUUAUUAUAGUUGUGUUCGUCCUUAUAAAGAUAUAUUACCACAGAAAUUGGUGGAACAGUUAGAAAAAUUUUAUCUUGUGAAAGAGGCUACUCCACCUCCUAAUGCGCUUCCACCUCGUACACCUCGUAGACUGAGAAGAAACAUUUCAACUUAUUCUACGCGGUCACCUACCGAACCUACUACUCCUACUGAACCGAGAUUACAACUCCAAGUCGUAUUCUAGCAAAGGUUCCUAUAGUUGUUAAUCGACCUAGUAUUCGUAUAAAACCCAUUUCUAGUAUAAUUAAUAUCCGGCAAAUGAAACGUAUAUCACAUUGGAUUGAUAGAGUUGAAUCAGGAGAUAUUAAUAGUGAUUUCUUUUUAUUAGCGAAGGGAACCUGGGAUAGUAUGACAAAAAUAAAAUUUCAUAAUUUAUGUGAUAAUAAAGGUCCAACUCUAAUUUUAGCAAGAAUUGAUAAUACAAAUGAUAUUAUUGGUGGAUAUAAUCCACAUUCUUGGACUAGUUCAAAUGAAUGGAUUGGAUCAACUGAAAGUUUUAUAUUUUCAUUCAAAUCUGAAAGUAGGGAAGGAAUUGAUGAUAUUAAUUUUAGUAGAAUAAACAAUCACAAUCCGAAUGCUGCAAUUUUUGACGGUGAUAGUAAUUUUGAUGUGACAUUUGGUUCAGAUUUAUCAUUA
Rhizophagus irregularis DAOM 181602=DAOM 197198 is the source of this 1515-nucleotide messenger RNA. The record is from RefSeq and is a predicted model, not a curated record. Lineage: Eukaryota; Fungi; Glomeromycota; Glomeromycetes; Glomerales; Glomeraceae.